This is a messenger RNA of Syngnathus typhle (broad-nosed pipefish), 614 nucleotides long. RefSeq names its product gamma-crystallin M3-like. The transcript is spliced from 3 exons. Bases 31 to 570 code for a protein of 179 amino acids. Gene Ontology annotation, molecular function: structural constituent of eye lens. Gene Ontology annotation, biological process: visual perception; lens development in camera-type eye. NCBI's taxonomy places the organism in Eukaryota, Metazoa, Chordata, Actinopteri, Syngnathiformes, Syngnathidae. The record is from RefSeq and is a predicted model, not a curated record.
GUGCAAUCAGGGACAGGAUCGGACGUCAGCAUGGGCAGAAUCAUCUUCUAUGAGGACAGGAACUUCCAGGGUCGCUCCUAUGAGACCAGCAGCGACUGCGCCGAGUUGACCUCUUUCCUGAGCCGCUGCAGCUCAUGCCGGGUGGAGAGCGGUUGCUUCAUGGUUUACGAGCGCUCGAAUUUUAUUGGCCACCAGAUGCUGGUCCGUAGAGGAGAGUACUCCGACAACCAGCGCCUGAUGGGAAUCAGCAUGAGUGAUUGCAUCCGUUCCUGCCGUAUGAUCCCCAUGCACCGAGGUCCAUUCAGGAUGAAGAUAUUUGAGAGAGAGAACUUUGGAGGUCAGGUGAACGAGCUGCUCGACGACUGCGAGAACAUCCAGGACAGCCUGCGCAUGUCUGAAUGCCAGUCCGCCCAAGUGACGGAGGGCCACUGGCUGCUGUUCGAGCAGCCCCACUUCAGGGGCAAAAUGCUCUACCUGAAGCCCGGGGAAUACCGGAGCAUUAGAGAAAUGGGGACGGGUUCAGUUGACAUGAGGAUUGCAUCCAUCAGACGCAUCAUCGAAUCUUGUUAAGAGGCCUCUACUUUAAAAAUGUAAUAAUUCAUAUCAAUAAAUGC